Messenger RNA from Alexandromys fortis (reed vole), 2891 nucleotides. RefSeq names its product islet cell autoantigen 1 like (gene Ica1l). Bases 292 to 1638 code for a protein of 448 amino acids. Gene Ontology annotation, molecular function: protein domain specific binding. The transcript has 11 exons. The record is from RefSeq and is a predicted model, not a curated record. Gene Ontology annotation, cellular component: Golgi apparatus. NCBI's taxonomy places the organism in Eukaryota, Metazoa, Chordata, Mammalia, Rodentia, Cricetidae. Gene Ontology annotation, biological process: regulation of transport.
UCUUUCCAGUCAUAACUAUAGAAUAACAAUUUUAACACUUUUGCUUCAUAACAAAAGUACAAGUAAUAUUAAUCUUUUUAUAUCUCUCUUUCUAUAGUUGUAAUUAUAGAAAAAACCUAGAUCAUAUAAAGCAAGCAUUAUCAUGUUUAUAUUUGAUAUCAAUUUUGGUUUGUCAAUUAAAUACUGACAAGCCAACUAGGUGUCAGUUUUGUAAGUUUUUUUUAAUGUAAUUUCUUAGUCUAUUGGUAAGUUUUUAAAAGAAGCGUAAUCUUGGUGUGUUUUAGUCACUCCAUGGAUUCCUGUGGGCAGCUCAGAGCAGAAGACAAGCAGUCGGUGAUGAACAGGGUGCAGAAGAAGUUCUGGAAGACUAAACAGGUCUUCAUCAAAGCCACAGGAAAGAAGGAGGACGAGCAUGUGGUUGCAUCAGACGCAGAACUGGAUGCUAAGCUAGAGGUUUUUCACUCCAUCCAGGAGACAUGCAAUGAACUUCUGAAGAUAGUUGAGAAAUAUCAGCUAAGACUCAAUGUUAUAUCAGAGGAAGAAAAUGAACUCGGGCUCUUUUUAAAGUUCCAAGCAGAACGGGACACCACUCAAGCUGGUAAAAUGAUGGACGCGGCUGGCAAGGCUCUGUGCUCCUCAGCCAAGCAAAGAUUGGCCUUGUGCACUCCCCUGUCUCGUCUUAAGCAAGAAGUAGCAACGUUCAGCCAGAGGGCCGUUUCUGACACUUUGAUGACCAUUAAUCGCAUGGAGCGGGCUCGCACAGAAUACAGAGGAGCCCUGCUGUGGAUGAAGGAUGCAUCCCAGGAGCUCGACCCAGACACCUUAAAACAAAUGGAAAAGUUUAGAAAAGUACAGAUCCAAGUGAAAAACAGCAAAGGUUCUUUUGACAAGUUAAAGAUGGAUGUCUGUCAGAAAGUGGAUCUGCUGGGAGCCAGUCGCUGCAAUAUGCUGUCUCAUUCUCUGACUACUUACCAGAGAACAUUGCUUGGGUUCUGGGAGAAAACAGCUCAAAUGAUGUCCCAAAUCCAGGAGGCCUGUGCUGACGUUCAUCCAUAUGACUUCAUAGCUCUCAAGCGGCUACAAGACACACCAGGAAAUGUCACUGCAGACAACGAGGAAGAAGAAGCGGAAGGCAGCUGUCUUACUGCAGACCUCAAUAAGGUAGCUUUGUCAGAAGAGGAAGAAAGCGGUGAGAGAAAACCAGCAGUGGCAAAAGCUCUGCCUAGAGACUCGCUGGAAGGAGAUGACUUUGAGAAGGAAUUCGCAUUUCUGAACAGCCUCCUGAGCCCCACUUCUUCGAGUGCUAGUGAGCUUCCCCAGGAAUGUCAGACAGCCUGUGGGAGCCCCAGUGCUGGCCUCACAGCCCAGGAGCCUCCGGUGGGAGCCUCCCAGUUCCUCCCUUCACAGCUCUUGGACCUCGGCCUUCAUGCGGAAGGAGCUUCCAAAAGCUGGGGCUCCCAAGAGGGAUCAGAACACCCCGAUACCCUGCCGGUGCCUUCACAGCGUCCAAAGAAAUUAAAAUCCCCCAACAAUGGUAACCAAGACAUGUCAGCCUGGUUCAAUCUAUUUGCAGACUUGGAUCCGCUCUCCAACCCAGACGCCAUCGGACACUCAGAAGAUGAACUUCUCAACGCCUGACUGGGACCCCAGGUUCAGGGGUCUCAAGGCGGCAACUGUGCAGCGCUGGCCUUUGUGGAGAGGAGUCUCCCUGCCACCACACACAGACGCAUGUGUUCAGGACAGGACUGAGGGUCUGGUGUCUGAGAAGCCUGUGUAUUUAUUGUGCUGGAUGUGAAAGCUGUUGAUUGUGGAAAUUUUUAGAAACUCCCGAGUUUGCAAUACUGAGAAACCAAACUUAUGUCUGAAUCUCAGGAGUAUGGCGUGUUUCUUUGGGAAGUGUUUUACAUUCAAGUCAGUUUGCUGUGAGCGGGUUAAGAAUAGGAUAUAAAGCGGCGGUCAUUUGGGGUUAGUUUUUUGAUACUGGAGGUGUUUUCUGUUCGGGGGAACAGCAACAGAAUAGAAAGCCUUUUCCCUGAUUGCAACGUAGAGCAAGAGAAUUCAGUCCGCUUCACUGAAAUUAGAGAAACUCGUGCUUGCUUUUCUGUAUUUGGAAGACAAAUGCGAUGUUCCGUUCGCUCACACGCGAUCAUGGAGACACCACGUGCCGCCAUUAGUAGCAGGGUGGACAUGGAGCCUGGACAGACCCGACAGUUUCAGACUGCUACAGAACUUCCGCAUGACCAACAGGGGCAGUUCCUAACGCCGCGUCUUGAUACGUAUUUGUGUUCUCUCGUUUCUCCACACGGUUUAAUCCAGAGGGCUUUCUGACAGACGUGGAAACAUCCACAGAAAGUGAGGAGCGGCCUGUGUUCUUCCUGACUCCUGAGGUGACAUAUGAUUAGUAAGCAGAAGAUACUGCAGAGUUUAGGAUCUAGGUUCUGGAGGGCAGGCUGGUUAGUGGCCGCUGGACAAGCUGGUGAAAGCGUAGCUCAUGCUCCCUGCCCUUUCCUGCUCACCCUUUAAUUUGGGGGUUUUCCCUCGACCUCAAGGAACAAAAUCCUACAUCUUGGGUCUGUGCUAUUUUUCUUUGCAAAAGUAUUCUUCCCGGUGCGUUACUUCACAGUAUAUCUUCCUCACAGGCAUCUGAAGCAGCCUGUUCUCUGGUGUAAAAUCACACCUCAGUGAGUAGAAGAUCAAUGCCCUCUCCACACAAAGCCUAGACCCUCAACUAUGAAAAUAAAGGGCCAAUACCUUCCAUUUUCCCAGAUCAAAGUCACCACAAAUCGAUACACAUACAAUUAUCACUGCUCAGUUUUAGGUCACCCUUUAGGUACAGUGUAUGACUUAUUUCCUGCUUGAUCAAGAAGUAACACAAUACAUAACUUUGAAAA